GUCGAGUCAAGCGUCGCGGGAGUCGCAGAGCUCGCGUGGAUCUUGGGGCAGGACCCUGAGCAGGCCUUCAAGGAGGCCGAAGCUCGCGAGCGAGCCUGGGCGACUAGGAAGGCGGACAGCGACCCAGCCGAACACAGACCAAAGAAAAUACAACGGCUUUCGAGCUUCCAUUGGAUGGCGCGGGUAGACAAGCAAAUCGAGUGGUCCACUGGAACUGGCUUGUCGCAGUUCCAGUACGACAAGCCCAUCCCUGCGCGCGGGGAUCCUUGGACAUGGAAGCGCCUUGCCAUUUCUCCUGACAGAGAGUCGUCCGGUGUCUGCGCACUGAACGCCAUGAAGCACCGCCUGCACCUGAACGCGUGGGUGUGUUUCGAUUGGUCCCACGAUUGCCACAACGAUUUUGACUUGGCUUUAGACGCUGCUGGGUUGCAUUACUUCUUGAUGACGUUCGUCCUCGUAGCCAACGUCCCGUGUGCUGACUGGAACAGUGGCGCCAAGUGGCAGCAGGUGAAGGCCACAAUGGACAGCUACUUCGCCAGCGGCGACCCCCACGCGUCACCGAUGUUCCAAAAGAUUGCGCCUCGGAUCUUGGAAUCCUUGCCAGACGCUGGUGUCAUCACCUCCAUGAAAGACCCCCUCAUGGAGGUUUGGAACCGCACGGCGGCUGCUUGCCCGUGGCACAAAAAAGAUGCAAAGCUGGAGGUGAGCAGGUUUUUGGGCCCCUUGCAACGCGUCAAAGCUGACCUGCGCCAUGCCCCCUUGUAUGAAUUAGCGUACACUGUGACGUGCCUUCACAUGGACCUGUUGCACGGGAAAAAGUUUCUCGAGGUGCAUUUCAGCGGGCUUUCUCCGACCGUGGAAUCCGCUGGGGGUGCCACCACAUCCAAGAAAAUGGCAGCCGAGGAGAAAACGCUCCGAGCCAGCUGCAAGAACCCGUUGGUUUUGGCGAUGGUCUUCUGGAGCGACCCUGGGAACAUCAAGCGCCUCGGGAUCAUAUCGCAGGUUGGCAACGAGCUCCUCCGAUGGCAAUCCCAGCAGGUAACGGACCUCAGAGAAUUCGGGAAGGUCCCGAAGUUCCUGUUCAUGCAGUGCAGCGGGAUGUUUUGCGACAGCCUGGCCAAAAUGUUCAACGCUCUGUCGAGCGAGGCGUUUGGGCAGAUCACGUCGCCA
Messenger RNA from Prorocentrum cordatum, 1170 nucleotides. The record is from the annotation of a GenBank genome assembly. Lineage: Eukaryota; Dinophyceae; Prorocentrales; Prorocentraceae.